AUGCAAAACGCAGCAAACAAGCAAAGCCUUGCUCUCGCGAACGCCGUCAAAGAAAAACUUGCUUCUCGGGAAAUCAUUGUUCAGAGACAAGCGAUUCUUGGAUUGUACAAUGAGAUUAAAAAUCCAAAUACACCUCCAUCGAUGGCAAAUGAUAUUGUUCAAUUGUUGGUUUCUUAUGUUAAGAGUAAAAAAUCAAAUCGGGCUGUGGCUACUUGUUCGCUUGAUGUUUUGGUACAAAUAUUUACGGAAUUGGAUGUAAAGAGUCAUCAUCAAAUUAAGGAUAUUCCAGUUCAAAAUGUUGUUGAGCAGCUCUUGAAGUUUGCUAUUCAAAUUCAUCCUGCUUUAAUUCCACAUUUAACACGAUCGGUUGUUGCAAUUUAUCUAGGUAAAUUCAUGUCAGAUCAUCAUAAUGACAGCCAUCACCAACCAAAGGGAUCAAAGGAAGUCACACGGCUCUGUAUGAAUUUAACAUCGGGAACAGCUGGUUCACCGUUGAUAAUGCUAAUUCAGAAUCGCAACGAAUGUCUUGUUGAAAUUUUGAAUCAACUAUUCUCAUACUUGACCAACUCGGAAUACCAAUUUGCUAAAUUGUUUAGGUUUUUCUCUCCUCUGUUUUGUCAUAUUCUCACCAAUAGACACUUAUUUCACACUGUUGAGACCAAUGAAAUUAGGUAUCAACAACAGGAAGAAGAUGAUGGCUUGCUCUCUGAUAAGCCCAUUUCGAGUAAUAUCAAUGGCAGUGGAACAAUAUUGCGAACAGAUACGAUGAGCUCAACCCACUUAAAGCUGAAGCUUUUGAAUGAGUUGAGAGCGGUCAUUCUUUUCAAAACUCAGAAAGCACUAUCCCUUGACGCAGUAACAGAUGAAGAGCAAAAACUCAAAGCCAGCUUGUUGAAGCAAGCGUAUUCAAUGGUAUUAUAUAUAGUUCACUUUUUGCCUUCGUUUGGAGUUGAUGUUAAUUCUGAUGUUGUAACAGCAUGUCUGUCACCGCUAAAAACUGUGCUUGAUCUAGUGUUACAGUUUGAUUCGAUUUUUGCUACACUAGAGGAAGAAGAUUCAGACUUUUGUGAAUCAUAUUUGAGCGCGCUUGGUAAUGAAUUCGAACAGAUUUCUUUUGUUAGAUCCAUGGUGUAUCGACACUUUAUGUCUUUGUAUGUCGAGAUGAAUCAUCACCAGGUGGACAUAGAAAUGUAUUUUAAUUAUUUAUUUGAUAUUUGCAAGGAUAGUUUGGAACACUUUGUCGAAUUUAUACCCAUGAUAUGCAACUCGAUUGUUAAUUCUGAAACCGAAAUAGAAAUUGAUUCAUGGAUGAGGAUACUGAAAGAGCUUGUAAAUUUACUCACAGAAAAUUUAGAAGACUUUGAAGAAUUUUUCAACAGCUUAGACAGUAAUCACCGAAAUAGCUCAUUUGGAGGUUGCUCUUUUAUGGUGGUCGUUAUUACCAAUUUAUUAUACCCUAUGGUCGUAUUAUUGCAUACAGCAACAAGCGGAACUGAAGAAAAUAGGUCCGUUGCUUUUAGAUCGAUACAGAAAAUUGAGUCUUUCAUCAAAGGAAAAUUCACUCUAGAUGUAACUCGCGAUGAAAACCAAAAUGCCGAGGACGAGCAAGAAGCUCAAGCCGAUAGCAUUCUAUCCAAACUUUGUGACAUUUUACCAGUUUUUCAACGAUAUGAAGCAUCCAUGUUAUCUUGCCACUACAGGUUAAUGGCCAAAAUGAUACACCAAAGCAAUGAGCAGGUUUAUGUCAACGAAAAUUUUAUUUCUCAGUGGCUAGAUUCUGUGAUUAGCCUCAUUCCACGAGAUUCUGAAGCGAUUGACAACGCUACAUAUGUGUGCAGUACUAUUGGACUUCUUUUCUUGUUAUCAAGGCACGAAUUUUGCAAUAUGGAGAGGAUUAGAAUUCAAGUUGUAAAAACCAUUGAAUCUCUAACAACUGAAAUCAUAACGUUGAAGGGAGGUAUACUGUUACAACCAUUAAUAUUUUAUGAAUUACCAAAAGAAACCAACGUAUCAUCCAAAAUUGCUCUUAUGAAGGCAUUACCAAAACUGGGAGCCAAAAAUGACGUUAAUGUCACCCCAAUCGUGAAAAUUCUUAGUAAUAUGAUGUAUAACAAGGAUUUAUUGCCCACAGUCAUCAGACUAUUCACCGAAUUGUGGAAACAAAAUGAGAAGUUUUUCACAAAACUGAAAGGUUUUUUAUUCUCCUUUUCCAAGUACAUUCAAAGUGAUUCUAAUAACCAGAUCGUACAGAUUGAAAAUUAUGACCAUUUAUCAAACUUUGACAUUGAAACCCGAUUGGCCUUAGCCUGCUCUACUUACGAAAUUUGCACUCUGAAGAUUGAUAAGGGAGCUGAAUUGUUGCCAUUAAUUACUCGAAUGUUAUGCCAAGAAAAUAACGCUACCGUUCUUGGGUACGCACUUAAAGCAAUUACAAUUCUUUGCAAGAGCCAUGUGGUAGACUUUUACACGGUUUGGUAUAAAGUCAUUCAACAAAACAUAUUGGCAAAUGCAGAGCACAGUUUCGAAGUGAGGAAGGAAAUGUGCCAAUUCUUCCAAUGCUCAGUUGAACCUAUUUCUUUUGAUAACAUGACGGAAAAUCAAAAAAAGGCUAGAGAAGAUGAUGAGUACAAUUUAUUUGUUGACUAUGACUCUCCACAUAAACAUGAAGUCAAAGAAGUGAUUGAUACAUUAUGGAAUCAUACACGAGAUGAAAACGAACAAGUUAGAUUGGCUGCAUUUACAACUUUGAGCAUGUAUCCUUUGCAUGUAAUGCUUUAUGCCAUGAAAACUGAGGAGAGUGACGAUGAAGACGUACCUCAACAAAUAGGAUCUGAAGUUCUAGAGCAACGAGAAGAAAAUAUCUUUGCAAAACAAGAAAUUAGACGUGGAUGGUUGCUGAAUCUAUGUGCUGUUUUAAUAGAGAGACUGCAAGUAGAGACUUCGAACGAUGUCUUGCUCGCUGCUACACCAAUGAUUCAACAUGUCCUAAAGGCAGAAUUACGAAAACCAAGAAACACUUCUAUCGUUUCAAAGGAUAAAAAGGCCAGCACUCAGUCUAUUGGUCUCACAUCAUUUGAGAAAUUUGAUGCAUUAGCUGACUUUGUGCUGAAGCAAUAUGAAAGUAAGAAGAAUAUGCAAGUCACAGCUCCUGCUGUGUUAUGGCAAGGAAAUUUAGCAAAGGCAAAACCUCCAAUUCCAGAGACUGAAGCAUUUAAAAGACUGCUGAACGAGCUUGCUAUGGACAUUGUUGUUGGUAGCAGCCCAGAGGACUUCUUUUCCCAGUUGAUUCUUACUCAAGGUUUCUUCUCCAUGUCUCGUGACUAUUUCUUUACUGCUGUUGAAUCUUUCAAAGACAAAGAUUCACACACUCAUUUUGAUGACGCUUUUACAGCUGUCUUUUCAAACCUCAAAACCAGUAUUGAUCAGAGUACAGUACCUUCUACGACUGGAAAUUAUAUUUUGGCACUUGCAGGAUUAUGUUUGGCGCUUCCAAUCAAUGCUCACCAUCACGUGUUGAAGAUUAUUGAGAUUGUCAGAAAGAAGUUAUCGUCUUCGAGCGAAACCCAAGAAGACAUCAAGUAUGCUUGCAACAUGGUACUCGCAAGUGCUUCAUUUGAAAUUCACAUAUUUUCUCAGUUGUAUGAUUUGACCAAAAUUUUGGUAUCUCAACUUCAUGGAAUGGUGAAUGAAAACUCCAGUCAAGACAUUUCAUCAGCAUCGCCUGCUAUAGCAUUGGGUAUUAUUGCUAAAAAUCUUUGCUUAUCCAAGUCAGAUAAUUAUGAAAAAGGAUUGCAUCUCUUACACUACAUUGCAAAUAACUUGUAUAGUUUAUGCUUUGGUGACGAUAGACAAUUAUUUGAACUUCAAUCAGAGGACGAUAAGCUGAAACACAUCAAUGCGUUUAAAAAUGUCAAACAUUUCAACUUUAACUGGAAGCAAAAAUCAAAUUUAUUGUUCGGAAUUGCACAAGUAACAGAUACUCUCAUCCGUGUUGGACAAGUUGACGCAGCAAACACCAUUCUGAAUGAGUUGAAAAAAGAACAACAAGUUGUUGAAAACUUUAUAGCAGAUCCAAAGAGUGUCGAUUCCAAUUUAUUGGAAAUUUGCAUUCCAAGCUGUAUGGUACUCUCACAAAUUGUACUUUCUCUGUAUCAUUGCAACGAGAUUAACUCGGGACAAGUAAGGGAAUAUCUUGACAUGUACGACAGCUUACUUCAAAAACUCGAGGGCAAGAAUUUAUCAUCCUAUCUCCGACUCUACAUGUAUGCAAGUGCUGGUUAUGGGUCAUUGCUUUUCGGUGCCUUGUGUGAAUCUCUCAGAAAAGGUGAAGAAGAUCAAGACUCUGGAAAGCAUUUCAGAAGAUUGUAUCUAGAAAAAUUUACAAAUGCCAUUGCACAAUAUGAAGAAGUAUAUUCACAAGGAGAUUCAUCACAUUAUCAAAUUGGUAGCUUACUAUUCCUAGCAUGCAUGCUUGGUGUUGAUUUAUUCUCACCAAUUUCCAAGUCAAAAACAGAUGACAGCGAUGUAUUUGGAUUACAAUCUGCAGAGAAGAGACCACUCUCUAUUUCCACAUACAGGAGUAUCUUCUUUAGUAAGAUUUUAUUACCAAAGAACUCUAUCAAGAAAUUAGCUGGUAGGGCCAUCGAUAUUUUCAGAAGCUCAAGUACCGAACCAAAACUUUCCAUUAAGGUUAGAAAAUAUUCGUCACUCUUUUCUGGAAUAUUCUCUAGCAUUUACAAGACUGAGGAUAAUGUUUUAGAAAAUGCAGAUAGAAUUCCUGUCAAAUAUUUAAGCGAGAGCGGUUUGGUUGUGUACUUUGUUCAAAAAUUGACCUUGUUAGAGAAAGAAGAGUCGUUGUUAGACAAACUUCAAGAAAAUGCAGCUCUUCAUAAUUUAUUAUUGACGGAAAAACUUCCCAAGCUUACAUGGUCGAAAGUAAUCAUGGAUGUUUUCAGAAGAUCCACUUCAUCCAACUCUGAUCAAAUUUCGCAAAACAUACAAAAGAAUUGCAUUCGAUUCUUCUGUAAGGACGCACAAGGCACCACGUCCUCUUCCAAUAGUAUUUCAGCAAUGUCAAGUUUGUGUGAAGCUCAAUCUUUCCUUUCAUUAUCUAAUUCUGUGCAGGUUGAAAUUGCAGAGCUUUUCCCACAACUUAUUGCCAUGUUUCCACCCUCUAGAACUUGCUCAUUAAUUGAUGACUGGAUUAAGCUUACUUUUGUGACCAAACAAAUCGAUGAAAUUAUUAUUUUCACUGCAUUGAAGAAAUUACAUCAGUGUGAAGUGAAAAGUAACCUAUCUAGUGUGAGAAAAUAUGUUGAGGAUGAAGUACUUGCUGUGAUUGAGGAAAAAAUUGCCAAUUUGGUAUCUGAUCGAUCUUUGGAAUUAUUGAAUGUCAAAAACAAUCCAUCCAAUAAUCUGAAAAAUCCAUUUUCAAUUUCCAUAACAAUCCAAAUUGGAGACAGAGCAAUGAAAAUGAUUGAAGAGUUUGCUCUAGUCUUGAUUUGCAACAAGUUAACAAAUCAUACUCUCCUAACUCAUUCGAACAUCUAUGAGAAUUGUGACCAAUUACUUGUUAACUUGCUAUUGAGAUGUCAAUAUGCCAAAUUAACCGAUGACAUUUCUCCACUGAAACUUUUAAGACAAACAGCAGUGAAAGGUUAUCCAACAGAGUCACAACAACCUGUGAAUAACAUGCUUACCGCCAUUCUCACUUGGCUCACUUCUGAAGUGUUGGCCUCACACAUUUCAAAUGCCAACAGAAGAAAAUUUGUACAAGACACCAUUGACAUGCUUUCCUUUGUGUUUAACGAUUUAGAGUCUGUAUAUUUUAGCUCGUAUGCUUCUUCUAGCCAAAUUCCAUUUGCUUUGGAGAACUUGCAGCGAGCAUUGUUAUUCUUAUCAAGUAUUUCACUCAUUCUUGGUGUUGGAGAUGUGUUUGCAUUCCAACAUGCACAUGAUACAUUGUUGAGAAAAAACAGUAGAACUUGUGUUGAAACAUCAAAUUUGGAUUUACGUUUACUCAUUCAUGGACUUGCUACUUCCUUUAAAAACAAACAACUCGAGUCAAGCACUGAACAUAGUCUAAUGUCACGCAUGUAUUCUCUUCUUGCAAACUUUUCAGUGGCUUCACAUGCUACACAUAUGGGUGCCGACCAAAAAUCCAACAAGCAAACAGUUGUUUCAAGCAAGAACCAAAAGUAUGAAUCGACUAAGGAAGCACUUGAGAGAAUUUUGUUUGAUUUUAUUAUUCCUUUGCUUGCUCAAAUAAGGAUGCUGAGAGAUGAUCAACAUGUUUCGCUCAAUCAAAUUGGGGGUAUAUUGGAAAAUCAUGCUCUCAAAAUGUGCAGUAAACUUCAAAAAUAA
This is a messenger RNA of Naegleria lovaniensis, 6363 nucleotides long. RefSeq lists its product as uncharacterized. The transcript has a single exon. Gene Ontology annotation, biological process: regulation of post-transcriptional gene silencing. NCBI's taxonomy places the organism in Eukaryota, Heterolobosea, Eutetramitea, Acrasida, Naegleriidae. The record is from RefSeq and is a predicted model, not a curated record. Bases 1 to 6363 code for a protein of 2120 amino acids.